Schizophyllum commune H4-8 is the source of this 1247-nucleotide messenger RNA. RefSeq names its product Clavaminate synthase-like protein. The record is from RefSeq and is a predicted model, not a curated record. The transcript has 8 exons. Lineage: Eukaryota; Fungi; Basidiomycota; Agaricomycetes; Agaricales; Schizophyllaceae. Bases 24 to 1247 code for a protein of 407 amino acids. Gene Ontology annotation, molecular function: 2-oxoglutarate-dependent dioxygenase activity.
ACUUAACUCUCACGAUCAGCGCCAUGUCUGCAGCCCCUUCUGAAGAAGCUCUUCGUAAACUAUCCGAGGACUACUUUGACUUGAAUGGGUCGUACAUUGAGACGCUAGACGCACCUCCUUCCGCACUUGAAUUUUCGCGGCUUGUCCACGUCUCGCGACCAGUUGUGAUAAAAGGCCAUGAUAUACCUCCUUUAACGCACUGGAGUGAUGAUCAUCUACUGGAGCGCAUGGGAGAGCAGCAAAUAUCUAUCGCUGCAACACCAAAUGGACGUGCCGACGCUGUUACCAGAGGCCCUGACAACAAGCUAUACUUCGCCGAGCCUCACGUCGAAAAAAUGACCAUGUCGACCUUUCUCAACAAACUGUCCACAAAUUCCGGCGACGUCCUAUAUCUGCAGUCGCAGAACGGGAACGUGUAUACGAACCGCACGUUCGAAGGCCAGGAAGACCCGUCGGAAUUUGAGGCACUGCGUGCCGAUAUACCGAAUGAUGUGGCAUGGUGUACGGGAGCUCUCGACCGUUCUCCGGACGCAGUCAAUCUAUGGAUCGGCGAUGGGCGAAGCGUGACAAGCAUCCAUAGCGAUCCGUACGAGAACAUCUACACCGUCAUACGCGGACAGAAGCACUUUAUUUUGCUGCCGCCGACCGAUGGGUGGUGCAUGCGAGAACGCUCCUACCCGCACGCCAGAUACAUCCGACCGGCGCCUGACUCUUCGCUGAUUUUGAAGCCCUCGAACGGCGCUCCCCCUGUCCGCUGGGCCUCCAUUCCUGACCCCGCCGAUCACCCUGAGACCGCUUUCUCAUCAUCAUCGCGCCAGACCGCCUUCCACCCAUCAGUGCACCCCCUCUCCGUCACUCUGAACGCAGGCGACACGCUAUACCUCCCCGCCGGCUGGUGGCACCACGUCCGACAGUCCGCCGGCGACCUGCACGGGGGCCAGUCCGUCGGCAACCUGCGCGGGAGCCAGUCCGUCGGCGACCUGCGCAUGGGCCAGUCCGGCGUCACGAUCGCGCUCAACUGGUGGUACGACCCCGAGAUGCGCGGCAUGACGUGGGCGCUGCUGAGUUUUCUGCGGGGGAGUGAGGAGGUGCCGGAUGGGAACGAAGAGGAGGUGCUGAAUGGGAGAGAGCAGGUGCCGGCAGGGAACGACCCAGGUGCCAGUGAUGAUGCACCACCGGACGAUGGCUUUGCGCAAGACGCGGAGGAGAGCGGUGGGAACGGUAAUAGUGAUGCGCCACUGGAGUAG